AUGUUAGAUAUUCUAAGCGGUGGUCUUCAUGCAUUAAGUGAUGAUACUCAACGUCUCACUUUGGAAUCAAUUCAAUAUAUAAAUUCAUUACAAUCUUUGUCUGAAGACAUGUCAAAAUUAAAAAUUGCUAUUGAAGAAACUCAUGCAUCAAUAGAUGCUCAUCAAAUCAAUCAACAAUUAAUGGAACAAAGUCUUAUGUCACUUCAACAAGAUCUUGAUGAUCAAAAGAAUAUGUCCAAUGACGGUACACUUUUAUGGAAAAUUACAAAUGUUCAACAAAAAAUAGGUGUGUUUAAUAGAUUUUUCUUUUCAAUAAUAUUUUACUUGAAAAUUAAUAACAAAGUUGAUUAG
Rotaria sp. Silwood2 is the source of this 351-nucleotide messenger RNA. The record is from the annotation of a GenBank genome assembly. NCBI's taxonomy places the organism in Eukaryota, Metazoa, Rotifera, Eurotatoria, Philodinida, Philodinidae.